Molecule: messenger RNA, 315 nt
Organism: Prorocentrum cordatum
Lineage: Eukaryota; Dinophyceae; Prorocentrales; Prorocentraceae
Source: the annotation of a GenBank genome assembly
GUGCCACAGUACCUGGUGAGUCAGAUCAUGGGUCCGGGGGCGUACAACCUGAAGGACAUGGGCGACAUCAGUGGGACCAGCAUAUCCUUCAAGAAGGCGUCAGAAUGCUAUCCGAAUGGCAACGAGGAUCAGCAGCUCUGCUGCAUCGCGGGCCCGGGGCACAAGCUAGCGCAUGCCGAGGAGAUGAUCUGGAAGAAGGUGGCCGAGCUGUCGAACGACUGGUACACAACAGACGGGUUCGAGAAGGCCACCGAGUGGAAGACCAGGACCGUGGAGGUGCCGAGGCAGUGCGUCGUGGAGCUCAUCGGUCCGCAG